Anthostomella pinea is the source of this 984-nucleotide messenger RNA. The record is from the annotation of a GenBank genome assembly. NCBI's taxonomy places the organism in Eukaryota, Fungi, Ascomycota, Sordariomycetes, Xylariales, Xylariaceae.
AUGAAGGCAUACGAUAUGAAUGCAACGAAUGCUCCCGCGGCACAUUCAUCGCGCAGAUGGCCAGAGAAGUUCCCGGAUGAGCUUGAGCCGGAGUUCCUCUGUCACAUAUCCGGUUGUCGCGUGAACCCCCAGGGUUUCCGAAGCAAGUACCAUCUGCAAAGACACUUGCGAGACGUCCACAAAAGCAACAAGCAAGCUGACAGCGAUGACCACGGUGACGACAUUGGCCACGACAUUGGCCACGACAUUGGCGAUGACAUUGGCGAUGACAUUGGCGAUGACAUUGGCGACGACAUUGACGACGUUAUUGACAAUGACAACGGCGACGGCGAUGACGAUAUCCACAACCACGAUUAUAUGGGGCACGAGGAUGACGACCAAGACGCUGUUAACAACCUCCUUGAUAGCAUCCUGGACAACAAUUGUAGCGAAGGUCACGUCAGAGAUGGCGCCGAAGGUAGCAACGAAAACGUGGGUUGCAUCAUUGUUUCCACCAAGAAAAAGGACGACGAUGCCAACUUGGAGGUCGACGCCAUCACGGCGCCUUCUAUUUCGCCCGUCGAUGCCAGUUCGGAGGUCGACGGCAACCUGGACGUCGACAGAGACUCCAGCACUGGCGGGAAGGUGGAGGAUGGCAGGGCAAAUGGUGGUGGCCACAUGGUCAUUGACAUAUCGGACGACUCGCACGACAAGGACGAAACCGUCAAGACCGAGGAUGUGCGACCAGCACCGGCUACCGCUUGCUCACUACGAAAAAGGCGACGUAGUGAUAAGGUCGAGGAGUAUCGCCUUCCUCGCCUUCUUCCUCGUCCCCCUCUUGAUGCAGCUGCGAGUUCUCACGACUUGGACGGGCCUAGAAAGCGUGUUCGCAUACUAGAGGCAGACAUUCCAGAGCUACAGCAGAAGCAGCACCACGCGAGAAUGGUGGAAAGACUGGCAGCCUUGGAAAGACUGCAUGUUGAGCACACGCAAGAUCUCGAGUAG